Molecule: messenger RNA, 411 nt
Organism: Paramuricea clavata
Lineage: Eukaryota; Metazoa; Cnidaria; Anthozoa; Malacalcyonacea; Plexauridae
Source: the annotation of a GenBank genome assembly
AUGAACGGUGAUUUUUUCGCAGAAUUUGUCCAAAAUAACUUUAAUUUGUGUUUUGGAAAAGCAGGACCUAAAACCGGAAGAAAGAGAUUGUUUGUUAUGGACAAUGAUCCUUGCCAAACAAGCAAAAAAGCCAUGUUAGCUUUAACGCAGAUUGAGUGCAAUCUUCAUCGCAUUCCACCGCGUUCUCCAGAUAUUAAUCCUAUCGAGAACGUGUUUCAUUUGGUGAAAAAAAUACUGCACAGGGAAGCGAUAGAAAAGAAUAUCACUAAAGAAUCCUUUGAUGCAUUUAAGACGUGUGUCCUGCGUUGUCUCAACACAUUUAAAAUCACGACCAUUGACAAAACAAUUGGGAGCAUGCCAAAACGAAUUGAGGAAAUUAGAUCCUCAAGAGGGAAAAGAUCGAAAUACUGA